Aphanomyces invadans is the source of this 2017-nucleotide messenger RNA. RefSeq lists its product as hypothetical. Bases 35 to 1654 code for a protein of 539 amino acids. The record is from RefSeq and is a predicted model, not a curated record. NCBI's taxonomy places the organism in Eukaryota, Oomycota, Saprolegniomycetes, Saprolegniales, Verrucalvaceae. The transcript has 5 exons. Gene Ontology annotation, molecular function: iron ion binding; heme binding; monooxygenase activity.
GUCUGAGCCAAGAUCAGUUUAUGGUUUGCCGGUGAUGCUGGCGAGCUUGCUGCGGCUCCAGUCCCGUCCGGUGGAGGUGUCGACAACAGCCGCGAUCGCAACAGCCAGUGGCGUCGUUCUUGGAACGCUUGUCCUGCGAUAUCUGUGGCGAGUGCAUCACUUGAACAAGCUGCCGAGCCCGCAACAGUCGAGCUUCAUCUUUGGUCACUUAUUCGACACGCUUGGCAGUGUGGGCCAGUGGAAGACGACGGGCAACUACCCUGAGCCGUUCCUGUCGUGGGUGAAAGCAUACGGAGGCGCGAUUCAUUUGCGCGAACUCCUGACGCAUGUAGUCCUGUUGACCGACCCCAAAGCUGUCCAGCACGUUCUUGUGACCAACGGGGCCAACUACCCUCGCAAUCCAACGCUGCAGGCCUUCUUUUCUGACAUCACGUACGGCCCAGGUUUGAUGAGCACAAACGGUGCCCUCCACGACAAAUAUCGCAAGCUCCUGAAUCCUCUCUUCAGCACGAGCCAAGUCAAGAAGUUCGUGUCAAUCUUUGAAGCGCAUGCCCGUCGGUACUGCGACACCGUGUUAGCCCAAGCUGCCGAUUCCAACACGCCGCUGGACAUGACGACCGUAUUCCACGAAUUGACGCUGGAGAUCAUCGGGUUGUCCGCGUUCGGGUUUAGCUUCGACUCGCGCCCCGAAGUUCACAACGCUUACCAUCAAUUCACGCUCAAACUGAGUCCGGCCCUUCUCAUCGGAGUGCUCACAAUUCCUGGGUUUUUGCGCCUGCCACUUGCGCAAUUUCGACGGCGCCGAGCGGCCCAGCGCGUCCUCAAGAAAAUCAUGAUUGACGUGAUUGAUCGCAAGCUCCAGUCUCCCGCAAAAGCACCCGACGCCCGUUCAGACCUCCUUGACCUGUUCCUACCCCAAGCGACAACGCAAGAAGCGCUUGUCCAUACGAUGACGUUCAUGUCGGCCGGCCACCGCACGUCUGCGUCAUCGCUGGGGUGGAUUAUCGCAUGCCUCGCGACUCGUCCACAUGCUGUCGCUGCCAUUCGAUCUGAGUACCACCAUGCCGUUGCAAAACAUGGAUCUCUUGGAAGUUGGGAGGUUGUCAACACCCUCAAGUACACGGCCGCGUUCGUGAUGGAGACGCUUCGAGUCCACACAAUUGCGCACAUGUUGAUUCGGCAAGUUUGCCAGAAGGACGACUCGAUUCCACUGGCGGACGGGACAUCCGUGUUUGUUCCAGCGGGCACCACCAUCGAAAUUAACUUGGCAGCGAUGAACCGAAACCCAAAGUACUGGACCAACCCGGAAUCGUUCGUCCCCGAGCGCUUCCUCGAAGACACGCCCGAGUGGAACGCUGAUCUGCAGCUGCGUGACGGCAAAAGCCAUACGUUCUACUCCCUUACGUUCAGCGCGGGGAGCAAGAACUGCAUUGGGAUGCGAUUUGCCCUUGCGGAAAUUCACGUCGUCGUGGCAACGCUUGUCGCCCUUUUGAUUUUGUCCUUACCCCCCAUGCCGACCUCCGCCCGAGCCACAACGGCGUCACACUGCAGCCAACCAAGUUGGAAAUGUCGCUGCGGCGUGUUCAAUGCUAGCCAGUUCGCUCCAUGCAAGUGCCUCGCACACAAGGCUGGCAGACAGAAAUCAGCAGCUUGAUAGCGUGGGCUAAGUAGAACGUCUUUUCUUGAUCGGGUGUUUAUGCUACUGCUGGAAUCGAAGCACGUUUUCGACGCAAAGCCCGUUUCAGGCAGCCACCAUGGCGUUACCCACGAUCUCUUGGCGGUCCUCGUACAUGGUGUCGACUGAUCUCGUCCAACCACUUCUUGGCCAUUCAAUUGGUCAUCCGAUCUCUUUGUAGGCGUUGCAUGUGACCAGGAGGCGACGACAAGUCCUUCCUUUUUCGUCUUGGCGUGCAUUUGAUGCAGCGCAUGGGUCUUGAGGCGGGGGUAUGUCGGGAACGUGUGUAUCUUGUCGUUGUGCGCUUGCGAGGUCGGAGACGUUUCGUACUUGCACACAUUC